AUGUCUACCGAACCCGUUAAUUUCACACAAAGCGACAGUGUACCACCAAAUGCACCAGCCGACGCCCAAAUAGACCAAAGCAUUGCCGUCAAAUAUUGGAGCGACAAACCCGCCACAGUGAACGGCAUGCUCGGCGGAUACGCUCAGGUCUCGCGCACUGAUCUUCAGGGAUCCAAGAAGUUUCUAUCAAAGGCUCGCCGGCUGGUGCCUGGAUGUCCGGCCACCGGGAGACUCAAGCGCGGAGUCGACUGCGGGGCUGGCAUUGGACGUGUUAUCAAUGACUUUCUCGGCCAGGUCUGCGAAGUGGUAGACGCUGUAGAGCCGGUGGAGAAGUUCUCCCGGGUCCUAAGUGAACGGCAGCUCACGAGGAAUUGUGUCCUCGGGAAGGUGCUCACUAUGGGUAUCGAGGAUUGGGUCCCCGGGGUCAAGGAGUAUGAUCUCAUCUGGGCGCAAUGGAGUGUUGUGUAUCUGACGGAUGCGCAAUUGGUCGAGUAUCUGGUACGGUGUCGGGGUGCACUAACGGACACGGGGGUUAUGGUGAUUAAAGAGAAUGUCUCAGAAGAGCCCGAGGGGGAUAUCUACGAUGAUUCGGAGAGUAGUGUGACACGGACAGACGAAAAAUUACGAAAGCUAUUCAAGCAGGCCGGAAUGCACUUGAUUCUGUCAGAGGAGCAAACAGGGUUUCCGAAACAGUUGCGGCUCUUACCUGUCUGGUCUUAUGCUUUGCGUCCAAAUUGA
Aspergillus alliaceus is the source of this 738-nucleotide messenger RNA. RefSeq names its product alpha-N-methyltransferase NTM1. The record is from RefSeq and is a predicted model, not a curated record. The coding region runs from base 1 to 738 and encodes 245 amino acids. Gene Ontology annotation, cellular component: cytoplasm. NCBI's taxonomy places the organism in Eukaryota, Fungi, Ascomycota, Eurotiomycetes, Eurotiales, Aspergillaceae. The transcript has 2 exons. Gene Ontology annotation, biological process: N-terminal protein amino acid methylation. Gene Ontology annotation, molecular function: N-terminal protein N-methyltransferase activity.